Messenger RNA from Drosophila erecta, 289 nucleotides. RefSeq names its product ovomucoid. The record is from RefSeq and is a predicted model, not a curated record. Bases 41 to 244 code for a protein of 67 amino acids. Lineage: Eukaryota; Metazoa; Arthropoda; Insecta; Diptera; Drosophilidae. Gene Ontology annotation, molecular function: protein binding. The transcript has a single exon.
UUGUGUGCCAUUCGUAUCUGAUCAGUGCAAAACGAAAGCCAUGCGUAUCCCGAUUUUCAUCGCUCUGUGCCUGCUUUCAGUCCUGGUCCUGACUGGCGCCCAAGUCACAAGACCCCUUUGCCCCUGCCCAAGGCUCUAUCGACCUGUCUGUGGAUCGGACAACGUCACCUACAACAACUUAUGCGAACUCAAUUGUGCAGCGCUAGUUAAGGAUGUUACUUUUGAAAAGAGAGGAAGAUGCUAAUAAAUAAAUAAUAAUAAACAUUAACAAUGGCAUAUACAGAACGAA